Cololabis saira (Pacific saury) is the source of this 2891-nucleotide messenger RNA. RefSeq names its product zinc finger and BTB domain containing 49 (gene zbtb49). Gene Ontology annotation, molecular function: RNA polymerase II cis-regulatory region sequence-specific DNA binding; protein binding; DNA-binding transcription factor activity, RNA polymerase II-specific. The transcript has 7 exons. NCBI's taxonomy places the organism in Eukaryota, Metazoa, Chordata, Actinopteri, Beloniformes, Belonidae. The record is from RefSeq and is a predicted model, not a curated record. Gene Ontology annotation, cellular component: nucleus. The coding region runs from base 540 to 2891 and encodes 783 amino acids. Gene Ontology annotation, biological process: regulation of transcription by RNA polymerase II.
CUAGUUUAACCACGUUUAGUAACUGAACUAACUUUACACGUGGCAAUAUAUUAAACUAUCGUUUUGCGUGCCAGAUUACUGUUCACCGUGAAAUAUUUGCACGUUUCAGCCGGUGGUCGGACCGAGACGUGACGUCACGCUGUGACCCGUCAUCCCAACAAAAGCUGCUUUUUACCGAAACAUCGUUUUAGGUUCAGUUUAACCGCGGCUUUACUAACCAUACUAUAUCCACAAUGAGCUGACUGUCAUGAUUCAUUCGGCGACUUUUGUGGAAGAGCAGUAGCAGUCCUUCUCUGAAUAGCAUAGCACCUGAAAUUGAUUUUUUUUUGUCGUUUUAGUUCAGUCGUUUUCGUCCAAUUUUUGCAUGGGUGGUCUCGCGGCGCAGCCACGCGGGAUUCUGCGCGAUUAUUGAACAUUGUAAAUAAACAUCAUGAGGUGCAACGAUCAGCUGCGAUGGACGUGAACUCCGUUUAGCCACAGGUUAGUUUUAGCGUGUGUUUGGUUCAUUUUUGGGGGUGUUUUUGUGUUAAGGAGGCAGCAUGGACGGGCUGUCCAGCCACAGCUCGUACCUGCUGCAGCAGCUGCAGGAGCAGCGGAUCCAGGGGCUGCUCUGUGACUGCAUGCUGGUGGUCAAGGGGGUCUGCUUCAAAGCGCACAAGAACGUCCUGGCCGCUUUCAGCUCCUAUUUCAGGUCUUUGUUCCAAAACUCUCCCAGUCAGAAGAGUGAUGUGUUUAAUCUGGUCAUCCAAGACGUCAGUGGCAUUGGCCAAAUAUUGGACUAUAUGUAUACGUCCCAUCUUGACAUUAAUCAGGAGAAUGUGCAAGCACUCUUGGACAUUGCUCAGAGUUUGCAGGUCCCAAAUGUGCAGAGCAUGUGUAAUUCCUUCCUCAAGCCUUGUCCCCCGCCCGUGGAAAUGCCUUCGUUCACUCUCCCCAGUAUGCUGAGCUCAGAACACGACUGCCUUCUUGGGAGCGGUCUUCCUCCCGAUGUCGACCUCCACUGUCCAUCCGAACCCCAGAGGUCCAGCUUCUACAGUGACCUGGAACACAGCAGAAAAAUGCCAGUUUCUUUGCCCGGUGGCAGCUCAAGCUGUGACAUACCCAGCACCUCUCAGGCACCUGUAGAAAAACAACUUGUUCACGGAUAUAAACUCCGUAAUUUUUACAGUAAGCAGUACUUCAAGCAAAGUGCCCUUCAGACCAACAGUUCGGCCUCCAGUCAAGGCCUGGGCCCUUUGGUGUUGGCAGAAGAGCAGCAAUGUCAGCUCGGAAUGAGCCACGGUGGCAACAACACCCCCGUGAGCUCAGGAAACACAGCUCAGCCUAACCCUCCUUGCACAUCCACAGCAGCGGAAAAAAAGGAUGUGUCUUCUUUGACACCCACAGAAAAUGGAAACAUCCCUAACUCUGACUCGACUGAUUCCAUGAUCAGCAAACCUGUUCGUCCAAAGAAGGCUGUGUACCUGAAGAAAUUUAAUUACCUCCGAUCUCAGAAGGCUCUGGAGGAGAUGUCUGCAGUAUCGGUCCCUGAACCUAUUCUCAGCUGCCCCAGAGAGGACCAUCAAGGUCAGCCGGUGGUCCAGACUGAAGCUUCAGAAGCUCCUCUAGAAAGCAGCGAAAGAGGCGUAGUGGAAGCACCUGAGACAACCGAUGCCCCGCUUCCCAGUCCUCCUCCUGUAAACCAGGAGGAGCAACAUUUGAAGCGUGUACCAGAUCCCCCGCAGCAAAUAGGACAAAAACAGUAUUGUUGUGACGUGUGUGGGAGGAUCUUCAAACACCCAAGUAACCUGGAGCUGCACAAGCGCUCACAUACUGGUGAGAAGCCCUUUCAGUGCAAUAUUUGUGGGCGAAACUUCUCACAGGCGGGAAAUUUGCAAACUCACUUGCGGCGACAUUCUGGUGAGAAGCCAUACAUCUGUGAGUUAUGUGGUAAAAGCUUUACUGCAUCAGGGGAUGUUCAUCGUCACAAAGUAGUUCACACAGGAGAGAAGCCGCAUCUUUGUGAUAUCUGCGGCCGAGGAUUUAGCAACUUGAGUAAUCUCAAAGAGCACAAGAUGACUCACGCAACAGAUAAGACGUUCACCUGUGACCAGUGUGGAAAAUCCUUCAACACACACAGAAAGCUCCUGAAGCACAAGGCCCGCCAUGCUGGUGAAAAACCUCACACCUGCGCUACCUGUGGGAAGUGUUUCAAUGGCUCAGGAGACCUGCAGCGUCAUGUACGAUCACACACUGGUGAGAAACCCUACAUCUGUAAUACGUGUGGAAAGAGCUUCACCCGUUCUGCCAUGUUGAGGAGACACAGCAACAUGCAUUGCAAGGGACCCCCAGUUGGCACGCUGGUCCCAGUCAGCUCUGAGCAGCCACGCGUCACGGAUGGAGCGGCCUCUUUCAGCAAACCCACCAGCCACAAUAAACCACCUGCUGCUACCACUGAGCAGCACUUCCCCGACCUCAUGUCCAACACAGGCUUGGAUAAACCCCCGCCACCUUCUCCUUCACCACCACAAGCAUCGCCACACAUGGAGACGCCACCUCCCAGCAUGCACCUCAGCACAGCUUCAACCCCCCUUCCAGAGCUGCGCUCCCUGGUUCCCCAUCACCUUCUGUCAUCUAACCACCAGGAGAGAAGCGCAGCUCUACUCCCCACAGAGCGCAUAAAGCUGGCCAAGCCCCCGGUGACUCAGGAGGGGGCGUAUGGUCCGUAUAUGGAGUCUGAAGACAGAGAUCCUGCAGGGAGACCUUAUCUACCUCCCACGGACAGUCACUGCAGCUCCCUCUCAGGCUCCGGCAGGCCCUAUAGAUCCGGCGAAGGCCAGUUCAUCUCCAGCGUAACUCUGUGGGGCUUGGCGAUGAAAACUCUGCAAAAUGAUAAUGACAUGGAGCAGUAG